AUGGAAGUAAAUUUCCUAAAGCAACAAGGAAAUGAUGAACUCCUGCCUGACAAUAAACAGUACAGGGAAGCAAUUGGAAAACUGCUGUACAUAAGUACCCUGACGCAUCCAGAUAUAGUAGCAGCAGUUGGUAUGUUGCGCAGGAAGAUUGAGUUACCAAGCAAAAGAGACUGGAAUGCAGUCAACAGACUGGCAAAAUACCUGAAUGGGACUAUGCAUCUGAAACUGAAGUUGCCAACAAGUGAUAAACUGAGAUUGGUGGGAUAUAUGGAUGCAGAUUGGGCAGGAGAUACCAAGAACAGAAAGUCUACCAGUGGACAUUUGUUCUUUUAUGACAAUGGAGCAGUGAGCUGGAGCAGCAGAAAACAAGAAACUCUGGCUCUGUCCUCAACUGAAGCUGAAUAUAUAUCAGCAGCAGAGGCAUGCAGACAACUGAAGUGA
Messenger RNA from Eublepharis macularius, 441 nucleotides. RefSeq lists its product as uncharacterized. NCBI's taxonomy places the organism in Eukaryota, Metazoa, Chordata, Lepidosauria, Squamata, Eublepharidae. The record is from RefSeq and is a predicted model, not a curated record. The coding region runs from base 1 to 441 and encodes 146 amino acids. The transcript has a single exon.